GCGUGUCGAUGUGGCGCGUGGUUGUUUUGAGUUUGUGUGAGUUAGUUUCCACGAUGUGUGAUCUAAUGACUAGUAACGUGUCGACGAACUACUAUGCCGAAGCACCUACGACUAAUAUAGAAAGAUGGCGCCAGUUGUCAUUGUUUGGCGCCGUGAGGACGUGUUUGGAGUUGCCUACGGCAUUCACUGACACCGGCCGCCCCUCUUGAAAGGGGGCGCGCGAUCGCGCCCGCCCCUGAGGCGAUAUGACUGGAGGGCGGCGACCAGCCGCUAUGCCUGUGUGGGCGCUGCGCAGGCGGCCGCGUUGCAGGCUGGCGCCGUUUCGGAGUAACGAGGGAGCCGGCGCUGGACGAAGAGCCAGCUGCUUGGCGGGCGCGCGCCGCAGUGCAAUCCUCCAACAGCUACGGGGCGCGCGCGCGGUUUGUUCUGUUCCGACCUCCUUCGCCCGCGCAGGCAUUGGCGGGAGCGAGGGCGCGCCCGCCCCCUUGGCUCUUGUGUGGGCUUUUUGGCGGCUACCGGCGAGGGCGGCCGCGGGUUACCGCCCGGCCCAGUGUGUUGGGUCUCCCCCUGUGUGCCGCGCAGCCGGUGGCCCUCCCCCCCUGCCCCGCGCCUGCCUUUCUGCAGUGUUUGUAUGCCUGCGCGCGCGCGGCGCGCUGCCCUGCGUGCUGGGCCCCCGGCCGGGCUUUGGAGCUUCUGCCCCCAUUAGGAUUUGCGCGCGGCCCCUGUCAUUGGGAGCGGGCCCGGCGUUUUUAUUUUGUCGUUGGGUGGCGGGCGGUGGGGCCUCGCCUGGUGCAGGUUCGUUGGUGCUCCGCGUGAUUGACUGGCGCGCCGCGGCUCUAUAUAGUCAGGCGCCCGGCCCGCCGUGUCGAACGAUGGCCGCAUUGUUGCUUCUCCAUCCUUGCCGGCAAGGUUCAUCGGCUACCGAGAUUCCUGAUGACGCGAUCGCGUCUGCGCCAUUAUCUCCCCGCAAAAGAUAAAAAAUAACCGGCGCCCGCCGCCGUUGUGACAAUUGCGACCAAUUGCCAUUGCGCAGCGGGUUUCUGGUUUUCCUUUCUUGGUGG
Messenger RNA from Amoebophrya sp. A120, 1061 nucleotides. NCBI's taxonomy places the organism in Eukaryota, Dinophyceae, Syndiniales, Amoebophryaceae. The record is from the annotation of a GenBank genome assembly.